Molecule: messenger RNA, 1723 nt
Organism: Pungitius pungitius (ninespine stickleback)
Lineage: Eukaryota; Metazoa; Chordata; Actinopteri; Perciformes; Gasterosteidae
Gene: c2cd4a
Product: C2 calcium dependent domain containing 4A
Exons: 2
Coding region: 273-1622 (449 amino acids)
Source: RefSeq, a predicted model, not a curated record
UAUUUCCAUGGUAACCAGUGGCCAAGGCGGGAGGGAGGAUACUGGUCAUGCAGCACAGGGGGCGGGUGUUACAUCCACUUGUUUCCUGCUUCGUUUAAACUGUCUUCAUCUCUCAAACAGCCACAGAUGUGUUGGUUGUCCCAAGAGAGAACCUCUCAGUGUUCAAAACAGCCUUUUGACUGGAGCCGUGAGUCUGUCCCGUUCAGGAGAACCUUGUGGAUUUGACAUAUCUUCAGACUACAAGAGUUUCCCGUAAUUCUACCAGAGGAUCCAUGUGGGUGGUGGAGAAGAUCCGAGUGUCGGUCGAGAGAUCUAACCUGCCUUUCCCGUCAGCAGAACUCAGCUUUAAAAUCGGUGACAUCAUGUUUGGAGAAAACCCCCCAAAAAACAAAAGGAUUUCUCUGUGUCCUAAUGUCAUCACCCCCGACAACAUCCCAGAGUUCUGCAUCCCCCCCACGUUCCCAUCCCUGCAGGAGAUGAAGAGCCCGGACCCGAGCCGAGCAUCUCGCCUUAUCAAGGGGUCUCCCAGCGAGAGGCCUAGCCCAGAAAUAGAGGUGACUCGUUAUGAGCCCAGGAACCCACACAUUAUCCAGGUGGAGAGUGUGGACGAAAGCCCCUAUGACGGCUGCAGUGAUGAGGAGACCACCAAUGCAGAUCCCCAAAGCCAGGCUGCCUUGUCCCUUCCACACAUGGCCAAAGCUCAGACCUGCUAUGGCUUCUGCACCUUACUGGAGAGCCCCCACACCAGGAGAAAGGAGUCCCUCUUCCACUCGGAUCCUGGCUCCUCUCCCCUGCUGCUGCCGAGGAGUCGAUCCGCCGCGUGCUCCAAAGUCUCCCGCUCCAACUCGCCCUCCACCUCACCUUCCUCGUACAGCCUUAGCAGCAUGACCUCCAGGCUUUCCCCGAGGGGAUACACCCUGAACUGGCAAGCCACGCUGGACAGCGACACCGCUUCCUCCGCUGAGUCCUCUCCUUUCAGCUCGCCCCUGCUGACCAGGUGCCCUGCCAAGUCUUCCCUCUUCAAAGCGCUGAGCCAUGAACUGCUGUUGUCAAGGAACAUGAGGAAGGCAAUGGUGUCCAGGAACAAUUCCCUGUCCACAGAUGAAGGCAGCUCCACAGACAAUAGCCCCAAUGUCAUGAGGAGGGCAUCAGACGGGUUAGCUGAAGGCCCGCCGAGCAGCAGCUGCAGCCUCGCGCCGCCCAACAUUUUCCCCACGGACAUGACUCUGCACAGAGAGAGAGUAAUGAAGGAGAGAAUGGCACCCAUAGGAAAAGAUGGCAGCCUGAGACUCUCAGCAGAGUACUGCACGGAUAACCAAAGACUACGGGUCCGGCUGAUCAGCGCGGAAGGCCUCUAUCCACUCUCUGUGGACCCCAAGAUCAUCAACUGCAGCGUCAGCCUCUCUCUGGUCCCCGGGAAAGUCCAAAAGCAACGCAGCACGGUGAUCAGAAAGAGCCGUAAUCCGAUCUUCAACGAGGACUUCUUCUUCGAUGGCAUAUCAGAGGAAGACAUCUGCCAGCUGUCCCUUCGCUUUAAAGUGAUGAAUAAAAUGUCCACCCUGAAAAGAGAUUAUCUCCUGGGUGACUGUGAUUUGCCUCUUUCUAGCAUUGUGACAUCAUAGACCUAAGCACUUCCUUAAAGUCUUAUUUAUGUGUUGAAUUAUUUAUUUUCAUUUUUGUACUGUAAAACAGAAUUUUUAUAAUGAUUAAAUUAUGGAAAGCA